Populus nigra (black poplar) is the source of this 1550-nucleotide messenger RNA. RefSeq lists its product as uncharacterized. The record is from RefSeq and is a predicted model, not a curated record. Gene Ontology annotation, molecular function: sulfotransferase activity. NCBI's taxonomy places the organism in Eukaryota, Viridiplantae, Streptophyta, Magnoliopsida, Malpighiales, Salicaceae. Bases 250 to 1278 code for a protein of 342 amino acids. The transcript is spliced from 6 exons.
GUUGUUUUCCACAAGGUUUCCAAUAAAAAAUAGCUCCAAAUUUCGUCAAGUUCUCUUUGGCAGCUUCUUUAAACUUCUCUCACUAUUUGAAGAGACUUUGUGACUGAGUCCACUAGAUGAAUUCAUCCAUUAUUUGUACGGGUACUAGCAAAAUCUGAAAUAGAGAGAGAUAGAGGGAGAGAGAGGGUCUCUGUUUUUAUUUAUACUUUUUCUUGCUUUACCUUUGUUGGGUUCUCUGGAAAUACAGCAAUGGCUGAGUAUAUUUGUGUAUUAAACAAGGAUACGAUAAUCAUAAAGCCUGCUAAGAAAACUCCCAUUUUGUUAAGGAUGAUAGUUUUAGUGUUUGCAAUGGUCUGCGGUGUUUAUAUCUGCUCAGUUUGUUUAAAGCAGAUAAGUACCCAUAGUAAAAUUAAAAUUCAAGAUAUCCAAGUCAUUGAGAGGCCGUCUCCUGAUGUUGACCGUGAAAAUUUGCAAAUUUCUAGUGUACAUUAUCCAAAUCCUGAAACUUUUAGCAGGGCUGAAUGCGCACAUAAUCCUGUUCGGUACUUUGCUAUAUUAUCGAUGCAAAGAUCUGGGAGUGGAUGGUUUGAAACAUUGUUAAACAGUCAUGUUAAUGUAAGCUCAAACGGGGAGAUAUUUUCUGUUUUGGAUAGGAGGAUAAAUAUUUCAUCAAUUACACAGACUCUAGAUAAAGUCUACAAUUUGGACUGGUUCACAAGUGCUUCCAAGAAUGAAUGCUCCGCGGCAGUUGGCUUCAAGUGGAUGCUUAAUCAGGGAGUAAUGCAGCAUCACAAGGAAAUAGCAGACUACUUCAACCGCAGGGGUGUAUCUGCAAUAUUUCUGUUUCGAAGAAAUCUACUACGUCGCAUGGUUUCAGUUCUUGCGAAUUCAUAUGACCGUCAUGCUAAGCUAUUGAAUGGGACCCACAAGUCUCAUGUUCAUUCCACAGAAGAGGCCGAAACACUUGCAAAAUACAAGCCUAUGAUCAAUUCCACACUGUUGAUUUCUGAUCUGAAGGAGGUUGAGAUAACAGCUACCAAGGCUUUAGAAUACUUCAACAGCACCAGGCAUAUUGUUCUAUACUACGAGGAUCUAAUAAAAAACCCCACAAAACUAAAAGAUGUUCAAGCAUUUCUAGGCCUUCCAGUGAUGGAGCUAAGGAGCCGUCAGGUCAAGAUACAUAAAGGUCCAUUGUCAGACCAUGUCAAGAACUGGGAAGAUAUCAACAAGACACUGAAUGGAACUGCAUAUGAGAGUUUCCUCCAAGCUGACUAUUAAAGCUAUAGCUAGUCUGCUAACUUUUGAACAGUGUGAAUACCCACUUUAACUAAUUUUGUUAGAGCUGACAAGGUAAGUGGUUCCCAUAAAAUUUUUUGACAACCACAACCAGGUGCGAUCUUCCAGGCUUGUAUCUUUUUUCUUCACUCAACUCGUUGAACUUCGUGCUCAAUUUCUUCACUCGACUCGAUGAUCAUUGUUCUCAAACUCUUGUAUCCCUCCGAUUCUAAGCAAUACCAUGUAAAAAUGUCAUCUAAUCAAUUUUAAGCAAA